AACCCAAAUAAACGAAGUACUACUGUAACUAGUCUCUUCUCAAAAACUAAAAAAGUUGCAAACGUUGUUGAAUCGGAGUCAACUCCUUGCUCUGUGACAGAUCACAGUGGUGAAGCGGCGAAAGGAGGCCAUGAAAGUAACCGUGACCGGCGCCUCCGGUUACCUAGGAGGAAGAUUAUGCCACCAGCUCCUAAAACAGGGCCACUCCGUUCGCGCCUUGGUCCGUCCCACCAGCGACCUCUCCUCCCUCCCUCCACCCUCCUCCUCCCUUGAACUCGUUUAUGGCGACGUCACCGACUUCCACUCCCUCCUCUCCGCCUUCUCCGGCUGCGACGUCGUUUUCCACGCCGCCGCCUUAGUCGAGCCCUGGCUUCCUCAUCCCUCCGACUUCUUCUCCGUCAACGUCGCCGGAUUGAAGAACGUGCUGAGAGCGAUCAGGGAGACCAAGACGGUACAGAAAGUCAUCUACACGUCCUCGUUUUUCGCUCUCGGACCCACCGACGGCCACGUCGCCGACGAGUCUCAGUUUCAUCACGAGAGAUUCUUCUGCACGGAGUACGAGAAAUCCAAGGCCGCCGCCGAUAAAAUCGCGUUACAAGCUGCGCAGGAAGAGGGGUUGCCAAUAGUGCUGCUCUAUCCCGGAGUGAUUUACGGUCCCGGGAAGCUCACCGCCGGCAAUGUGGUUGCUCGGAUGAUCAUAGAAAGAUUCAAUGGACGAUUGCCGGGGUAUAUAGGCCCCGGGACUGAUAGGUAUUCGUUUAGCCAUGUGGACGAUGUGGUGGACGGCCACAUUGGAGCAAUGAGCAAAGGUAGAGUUGGGGAAAGGUAUCUGCUUACUGGCGAAAACGCAUCGUUUAAGCAUGUGUUUGAUGUAGCUGCUGUACUGACUCAUACACAGAGGCCUAAGUUUAACAUCCCGUUGUGGCUGAUUGAGGCCUAUGGAUGGGUGUCGAUUCUCGUCUCUCGAGUUACAGGGAAGCUUCCUCUGAUCAGUCCACCGACUGUUUAUGUUCUAAGGCAUCAAUGGGCGUAUUCGUGUGAGAAGGCCAAGCAGGAGCUGGAUUAUAAUCCUAGAAGCUUAAAGGAAGGAUUGGAGGAGGUGUUACCCUGGCUCAAGGAUUUGGGUUUGAUCAAAUACUAAUCACAAAGACUGAUGAGAAAAUGUUGCUGUCGCUGGUGCGGUGAUGUUGUGCUUGUGUUAUGUAAAUCAGUGUACUUGUCUUGUGGUUAUGCAUAUUUCCUCCAGUUCAUACAUGAACAGAACUGAUCAAUCCACCUUAGUUUUCAUAUGCUAGCCACAAUCGUAAUUGCUUAUGCGAAUGUGAAUCGUGGGUUGCUUAUCUAUUGCUAGAAUCGGUCUCAGUCCCACCGGCUGUGUUUUAGAAUAUACAUGCUAUUCUGUUGGAUAACCGGUGACAUGCACUCUACUGAUACUACUAGCUGCAUAUCACCAGGUUUGACGAGUUUGAUGCGUGGCCAAGUUCAGAUUAUACUAAACAAGAAUGACUACCGAGUAAUUCGGAAGGACUUUGAUUCCAAAAUGGAGAAUUAAAAGGGUUGUUAACAGAGUCCGAUCCUUUCAAAUCUUGAAUUCCCACCCUUUCCUCUUCUACACCCUAAAAAAGCUGAGAACUU
Molecule: messenger RNA, 1635 nt
Organism: Fragaria vesca subsp. vesca
Lineage: Eukaryota; Viridiplantae; Streptophyta; Magnoliopsida; Rosales; Rosaceae
Product: putative dihydroflavonol-4-reductase-like
Exons: 5
Coding region: 131-1141 (336 amino acids)
Source: RefSeq, a predicted model, not a curated record